Molecule: messenger RNA, 471 nt
Organism: Penicillium malachiteum
Lineage: Eukaryota; Fungi; Ascomycota; Eurotiomycetes; Eurotiales; Aspergillaceae
Product: pentatricopeptide repeat protein
Exons: 1
Coding region: 1-471 (156 amino acids)
Source: RefSeq, a predicted model, not a curated record
AUGUCACCACAGGCAUUUGUGCUGGACGGCCUAUGGAUCGCCUUAUGUCCAUCAUUCAAGCAGCUAGUAUUGAGUCAACCGCGUCAACGAAUACCCAAACGGUGCUCGCUUCCCACGACCGGUACUGCGCCGACAUUACAUCGACGAUGUUAUAGCAGCUACCUCAGGCGGGUGAUCAAUGCCCACAACCCCAAAUCACGAGAUCGAGAAAAAGCAGACACAAAUAAUCGACACGAUGAAACUAUCCCCGACCACACAUUCGAGCCCGGAUCUACCUCCAGUCCUGACCACGCCUCAUCCCGCGACGAAGCAGAAGAAGCAGAAGAAUCAGAAGAAUCGUACGAGUUCAAUGGAUCAAGGCGGCGCAAGCAUCAUAUUAGGAAAUAUCGAACAGUCCCUGAGAGUUAUGAGAAAAAAAUCCGAUGCCAUGCUAGAGAGUAUGCUUCGAAAUGUCACGGCCAACGAGCCUAA